This is a messenger RNA of Marmota monax (woodchuck), 939 nucleotides long. RefSeq names its product rhophilin associated tail protein 1 like (gene Ropn1l). Lineage: Eukaryota; Metazoa; Chordata; Mammalia; Rodentia; Sciuridae. The coding region runs from base 163 to 819 and encodes 218 amino acids. The transcript has 6 exons. The record is from RefSeq and is a predicted model, not a curated record.
CGUCUCGGUUGCUUGGAUACUGAGACGCAGCAGUAGCGUUGGCCCAGCUAGUGAGCAGCCGGCUGUGCUGAGUCGCUGGAGGGGCGGUUGGCUCAUUUCCCGAGAGCCGCAGGAGGAGCCGCGUACCUACGUUCUCCCAGGCUGUAGCGGUCUGCCGCAGCGAUGCCACUUCCCGACACCAUGUUCUGCGCGCAGCAGAUCCACAUUCCCCCGGAAUUGCCUGACAUCCUGAAGCAGUUCACCAAGGCUGCCAUCCGCACCCAGCCCACCGACGUGCUGCAGUGGUCCGCGGGGUAUUUUUCAGCUCUGUCAAGAGGAGAUCCACUUCCUGUAAAGGAUAGAGUCGAGAUGCCUGUGGCAACCCAGAAAGUAGACACAGGCCUGACCCAGGGACUGCUGAAAGUCCUGCACAAGCAGUGUCGCCACAAGAAGUAUGUGGAAUUAGCAGAACUUGAGAAGAAGUGGAGAAAUCUGUGCCUGCCAAUGGAGAGACUGAGAGCUCUCCUAGUACUGGAUCCUUGUGAAACGGAAAUCGAGUGGAUAAAAUUUUUAGCAUUGGGAUGCAGUUCACUUGGUGGGUCGCUGAACACGGCCAUGAAGCACGUCUGCGAGAUCCUCACCCAGGACCCUGAGGGUGGGCCUGCACGGAUCCCAUUCGAGACUUUUUCCUUUGUCUACCGCUACUUGGCUGGGUUGGAUCCAGACAUCAUGGAGAUGGAUGUGGAAUCCUGUCUUAUGGGUUUAAAGGAAAGCGUAGACUCGAGAAAGAAUGGCUUGAUAGGACUUUCGGAUUUCUACGUUCCAAAGAAGAUAAUUUAGAAAACCUUGAAGAGAAAUCUCUGAAGACACAGGCUGUUAAUACAGAGAAGAACACAUUUUCAUUUCAAAAUAGUGCUUUUGGAAAACUUGGCUCAAAUACAACUUGUCAUUAACCACUUA